Molecule: messenger RNA, 330 nt
Organism: Closterium sp. Naga37s-1
Lineage: Eukaryota; Viridiplantae; Streptophyta; Zygnematophyceae; Desmidiales; Closteriaceae
Source: the annotation of a GenBank genome assembly
AUGAAGGCCCCUCCUCGCUCUUCAGUGGUGGCAAAUCUCAAGAAUGGCCUCAUUAUCAACUUGCUUGGCCUAGGAGCCACUCUCCUCGGCCUCCAGGCCACUGUUGGAGUGCUCGUUGCCAAAGCCCUUACUUCCUCCACUCCCAUCUAUGGUGCUGUCGGCCUCCCCACCGGCUACAACCCUGUUCUGGCCCUCGACGUCUUCCUUGUUCAGGCGUCUGGCAACACUGCUCUUUCUCACUUUCUUGGACUAGUGCUGACCCUGGAGUUGCUGCGCGCAACAACACUUUCACAGCCUCCUCCUGAGAAUGUCAUCCCACAAGCGUCAUGA